Candoia aspera is the source of this 841-nucleotide messenger RNA. It is a transcript of the gene UCHL3, whose product is annotated as ubiquitin C-terminal hydrolase L3. The record is from RefSeq and is a predicted model, not a curated record. The transcript has 9 exons. The coding region runs from base 27 to 719 and encodes 230 amino acids. Lineage: Eukaryota; Metazoa; Chordata; Lepidosauria; Squamata; Candoiidae. Gene Ontology annotation, molecular function: cysteine-type deubiquitinase activity. Gene Ontology annotation, biological process: ubiquitin-dependent protein catabolic process; protein deubiquitination. Gene Ontology annotation, cellular component: cytoplasm.
CGCCUGCGCGUGAGGACCGGCCCGCCAUGGAGGCCCAGCGCUGGCUGCCGCUGGAGGCGAACCCCGAGGUGACGAACCAGUUCCUGCGGCAGCUGGGCAUCCAGCCCAGCUGGCAGUUCGUGGACGUCUACGGGGCCGACCCCGAGCUGCUCGGGCUGGUGCCCAGGCCCGUCUGCGCCCUGCUGCUGCUCUUCCCGGUCACCGAGAAGUAUGAAACAUUCCGGAUGGAAGAGGAGGAGAAAAUCAAAGCUCGGGGCCAAGAAGUCAAACCCGCUGUCUAUUUCAUGAAGCAGACCAUCAGCAAUGCCUGCGGAACCAUCGGUCUCAUUCACACUAUUGCAAACAACAGGGAUAAAAUUGACUUUGAAGAGGAUUCUUCGCUGAAGAAGUUCCUAGACGAUUCGGUGCCCAUGAGUCCUGAGCAAAGAGCCAAAUACCUAGAAACCUAUGAAGCCAUCCGUGUGACACAUGAAUCCAGCGCUCAUGAAGGCCAGACUGAGGCACCAAGUAUAGAUGAGAAGGUAGAUCUUCAUUUCAUCGCUUUGGUGAAUGUUGAUGGCACUCUUUAUGAACUAGAUGGACGCAAGCCUUUCCCGAUAAACCACGGGCAGUCGAACGUUGACACGUUUUUAGAGGAUGCUGUAGAAGUAUGCAAGAAAUUCAUGGAACGUGACCCAGAUGAAUUGAGAUUCAAUGCAAUUGCUUUAGCGGCAGCUUAAAUCAUAGUGACAUAAAAGAAAAUGGCAUCUAAUGUACUGUAACAAAAUUAUGUUUUCACACAAAUCAGCAAUGAUCAAAUUUUGAUAAUAUUGAUGUGGAUUAAAUUUCAGAUUAUCCUUUG